Messenger RNA from Cryptomeria japonica (Japanese cedar), 4129 nucleotides. Its product is annotated as protein TPLATE. The transcript has 8 exons. The record is from RefSeq and is a predicted model, not a curated record. The coding region runs from base 254 to 3715 and encodes 1153 amino acids. Gene Ontology annotation, biological process: endocytosis. Lineage: Eukaryota; Viridiplantae; Streptophyta; Pinopsida; Cupressales; Cupressaceae.
UACCCAACUAACCACCCGGUUUUGUAAUUUCUUUUGCAACAGGGUCCAAUGGAAAUGAUCAUAACUUGACAAUUUAACAGAAUUCGAUCUCGCUCCUCCAAAAAGUUCAAACAAAACAGAAAGCCAUUUCGCCGCCUCGGCGGAGGUUCGAAUCUCACAUCUGUCACGUUCACAAAACAUGUCAGGGGAGACCUAGGCUCGAAUCCCAGAUACCAAUUUCAUUUAUUUUGAUCCCUUUACCGAUCAGACCGCAAUGGACGCCAUAUUUGCACAGAUCCAGUCGGAUCUCCGUUCGAACGACGGGCUGCGUCAAGCGGGAGCCCUCCUGCAGGCCUUGCAACACUCGGCAGCUGGCAGAGAUAUCUCGUCUGUUUCAAAAUGCGCCUGCGACGAAAUCAUCGCAUCACCUGCCUCAGCCGUCUGCAAAAAGCUCGCCUUCGACCUCAUCCGCUGCACGCGCCUCACUGCUGACCAGUGGGAAAUAGUAUGCAAAGGCAUAAAAAAUGACUUUGAUUUUCCUGAUCCUGACGUGACAGCUGCCGGGGUAUCCUUUCUGUCCGCGAUUCCCUCCUACAGGCUCGGCAAGCUCAUCACAGACUGUAGCAAAGAGAUCACCAACUGCCUUGUAUCUGAAAGCGACAAGCUUCGUUACGCAAUUACUGAAACCCUAGGAUCAAUUCUCGCCCGGGACGAUCUUGUAACUCUUUGUGAAAGUAAUGUUAAUUUAUUGGACAAAGUAAGCUCCUGGUGGAAGCAAAUUGGCAACAAUAUGCUGGAUUCCUCUGAUGCGGUCUCCACGGUCGCCUUUGAAGCCAUAGGAAGGCUAUUUCAGGAAUUCAAUUCCAAGAGAAUGAGCCGUUUGGCAGGGGAUAAGCUUAUUCCGAGUGAAAAUUCUUUGGCAAUUCGAUCAAAUUGGGUUAUUGCCACAGCCAAUUUUGUUUGGAGCGGACGUAAUUUGCUUAUAGCCAGGUCUUUAGUGCUUCCUGUGGAGAGCUUUAGGGUUACGGUAUACCCUCUGGUUUAUGCAUCCAAGACAGUGGCAUCUGGGGUUAUUAAGGACCUGAAGAAGCUUUCUGGGAACGGCAGGGGCAAUGAUGGAAGCCCUAUGGGUCCUUCCGAGUUUGAUAAUGCAGAGAUAAUGGUUGGAGUAUCGGAUGUGGUUUCGCACCUUGUACCAUUUUUGAAUUCGUUGGAUCCAGCGUUGGUUUUUGAGGUGGGGAUCAAUUUACUUUCGUUGGCAGAUGUCCCUGGAGGGAAGCCAGAGUGGGCUUUUGGGUCAAUUACAGCAAUCCUUACACUUUGGGAUCGGAUGGAGUUUUCUGCAGCGCGAGAGAGCAUUGUAAGGGCUGUGGCUACCAAUCUGCAGUUGCUGGACAUUCAUGUGCAGGUUUCUCUUUUUAGAAGAUUGCUUCUUAUGGUCAGAAAUUUAAGAGCAGAAUCAGAUCGAAUGCAUGCUCUUGCUUGUAUUUGUCGGACAGCUCUUUGUGUUGAUCUUUUUGCUAAGGAGAGCGUACGUAGAGGGCAAAAACCACAUGCUGGAACUGAUAUUACUUCACUUUUUGAAGAACGGAGGAUUAAAGAGGAUUUAAACAAUGUCAUGAGUAAUAGUUUGUUUCGAGAAGAAUUGGUGGCUUCUCUAGUUGAAAGCUGUUUUCAGUUGUCCCUUCCUCUUCCUACACAGAAAAAUUUGGGCACUGAAAGCAGAGUGAUUGGAGCAUUGGCUUAUGGCACAGGUUAUGGGGCAAUGAACUGGACAGAAUCUGCAUUGGAGGUUGUGGAAAUUUGUAGGCCUUGUGUGAAAUGGGAUUGUGAAGGAAGAACAUAUGCAAUGGACUGUUAUUUGAAAUUACUCGUGAGGUUGUGCCAUAUUUAUGAUACCAGGGGAGGUGUUAAGAAGGUUAAGGAUGGAGCUUCACAGGAUCAAAUUCUGAAUGAAACACGACUGCGUACUUUGCAACAGCAGCUUGUCAAAGACUUAUCUGAGGUAAAUACUCCAAGAAUGUGUGCUCGCUUGAUCUGGGCCCUGGCAGAGCAUUUUGACUUAAUUGGUUUGGAUCCAUUGCUUGCGGAUGAUCCUGAAGAUCCUUUAAAUAUUAUCAUUUCAAAUAUGCACAAGGUAUUGUUCACUGUAGAUUCUUCAGCUCCCACAGCUACAAAUAGGCUUCAGGAUGUUCAAGCAGUUCUUCAAUGUGCUCAACAUUUGGGAUCACGAUAUCCAAGGGCAGCUCAACUUCUGACCAAGGAGUUGGAAGAUUUCCGGAGCAGCAAUUUGGCCGAUUCUGUAAACAAACAUCAAUGCCGCCUUAUAUUGCAGAUGAUAAAGUACAUUACAAGUCAUCCCCAGGAUAGAUGGGCAGGUGCUACUGACGCUAGAGGAGACUAUCCAUUUAGCCAUCACAAGCUUACAGUUCAAUAUUCUGAAACUACUACAGCACAAGACAGGAAACUAGAAGGCUUGGUCCGUACAGCAAUUCAAGAGCUUUGGAGGCCACCACCUAGUGAGUUGACUCUCCUUUUGACAAAGGGAAUUGAUUCAGCUCACUUGAAGGCCCCACCUUCUGCAUGCACUCUAUCUGGAAGCAGUGAUCCAUGCUAUGUUGAAGCUUACCACCUAACAGAUGCAAAUGAUGGAAGAUUAACGUUGCAUUUGAAGGUUCUAAAUCUGAUAGAGCAAGAGCUGAACAGAGUGGAUAUACGAGUUGGGUUAACUGGUUCACUGCAUUUUAUGGAUGGAUCACCCCAGGCUGUCCGCCAACUGCAGCAUCUUGUUUCUCAGGAUCCUGUAAUGUGCAGUGUAACUUUAGGUGUAUCACAGUUUGAGCGGUGUGCCCUUUGGGUACAAGUUCUUUAUUAUCCUUUCCAUGGAACUGCAAGUAUUGGAGAUUUUGAUGAUGGAGACUUUGUGGAGGAUGAUCCUACACAUGUUAUGCGACAUAGGAAGACCUCAAGACCAGACAUUGGAGAACCUGUGAUUUUAAGGUGUCAGCCUUAUAAAAUACCACUAACCGAAUUACUUUUACCACACAAAUGCUCACCUGUUGAGUAUUUCCGUAUAUGGCCAAGCCUUCCAGCAAUACUGGAGUUUUCUGGUGUCUACACAUAUGAAGGCAGUGGUUUCAGGGCAACUGCUGCUCUUGAGAGUGACACUCCACCAUUCCUCAGUGGUUUAAAGUCCCUUCCAUCAAAGCCUUUUCAACUUGUGUGUUCUCAUAUUCUUCGAACUGUAGCAGGAUUUCAGCUAUGCUAUUCUGCAAAGACAUGGCAUGGAGGAUUCUUGGGCAUGAUGAUCUUUGGUGCAAGCGAAGUGAGUUUGAAUGUUGAUUUUGGUGAUGAGACCACCACAAUGAUAUGCAAGUUUGUUCUUCGAGCAUCUGAAGCAUCUAUGGUGAAUGAGAUUGGCGCUGAUUUGCAAGACUGGUUAGAUGAUCUUACAGAUGGAGCAGUGGAAUACAUGGCAGAGGAGGAAGUAAAGGAAGCGGCUGCUGAGAGGCUGAGACGAUCGAUGGAGCAAAUAGCCAUUCUAAAAGCAGCCAAGCCACCCCCGCAACCUCCCAAGGAAGAAGAAGAGAACACUGACAAGGUUGAAGAGAAACCUAAAGAACCUUCAACUCUAAUGACAUUGACUGCAGAGGAGGCUGAGCAUCGUGCAUUGCAGGCAGCAGUAUUAGAAGAAUGGCAAAUGUUCCGCAUAGAUAAACUAACAAAAGUGAAUUGAUUGACAUUUGGCCGUUUCCCAUGAAAUGUGAUUUUUUCUAUUUUUUUUUUGUAUAUAGGGAUUCAUUAUUCAUUUUUGAGGAAUGUAAUUUAUCCAUAAGAGUUAUUUUUCACCUUAAUUUUUUUUAUCAUUGGCGAACUGGUGCUGAAUUAUUGUUUCAGCUUUCAGUAACCAUUACCAAUGGUUUAAAUUUUGUGUGAGAUAUUAAAACAUGUCGGCUGUUCUUUUAUUCCUUGUCUGGUUUUUCAUAAUUAAAUUCAGGUUGUUUUGACUGGUAAAUGAUAUGUUACCACUCUUUGUGACCUUUAGCUUUCUAUGCAUCCAUUCAUUCUCCAAGUUCAGUGAAAAAUAUACCAAGUUCCUUGGUUGUAAAAAGUUUGUUCAUCUUAAUAUAAAACAAGCUCCUCUACAACA